This is a messenger RNA of Photinus pyralis (common eastern firefly), 1290 nucleotides long. RefSeq lists its product as uncharacterized. The transcript has 6 exons. Bases 167 to 1267 code for a protein of 366 amino acids. NCBI's taxonomy places the organism in Eukaryota, Metazoa, Arthropoda, Insecta, Coleoptera, Lampyridae. The record is from RefSeq and is a predicted model, not a curated record.
AAGCAAGCUGGCAUCGUGGCACCUUUUACGCAUUCGCGCCAUUCCAAUGUAAUGUUAGGUUAGGGUGUUGAUGUGAAUCACGUUUUAUUGCGGUAAUCAUAAUUAGAUUGCAAAGGUAAAUGUAAAAUAUUUGAUAAGUAUGUUAGUUAAUUAAUUUACGUACAAUAUGACCAUUUGCCUCGAUUAUUAUUUGCAGGGCGAAAUGUUUUCAUUAGUGGAAUUUGCAGAGGAGUCUGGAGGAGGCUUGGCCAUUAUUCGGACAGAGUGGUUUACCCCUCGCAAACAAGAAGCGUUUUGGCCACCUACUAAACAGUCAAAAACAUUUGAAAAGGUUCUUCUAAAUGAAGAUCAAGUAAUCGACAACAAGUGGAAGCUUUGUUUCGUUCGGCGCACCUUAUUUGAGUCAGACGAUUAUGAACGUGUAAAAAGGAAGUUACCGAGGGCCGAAUAUACUUCUGAUCUACAAAGUAGUGAGGCUGAGGUUGGAAGUCAAGGUGAUGCAGACCAAGAUAAAUUUCAAAAAAGGAAACGUGCACCUUCUCGUAGACUACUUUCAAGUAGUAGUGACGAAGAACAAACUUCAAAGUUUCCUCGGCCACCUACUCUUAACUUAAACAAACAAAUAGUAAGACAUGUACCAUCUCCAAGGCAAUUAGAGAUCUGCGAACCUGUUCCUGAUCUGAGUAGUGAACAAUCCAUAGCUUCCACGUCACAAUCUUCACACAAUGACAACAAUACAACUCUAGCUUCUUGUUUAUCUCUUCAAAAAAAAUUAGUCAAUGAUAUUAUUUUUAUCAAAGAACAAAACAAAUUAAUAAUAGAAUUGCUGCGACAGCAAAAAUUGACCCAAGAGAAAAUCCAAUUUGAAAAUGCUCUACCGGCAAAUUUUCCUGUAAAGUUGCCGGUCAAUGCUGAACAAGAAAUUCAGCUAUUGGAACAGUAUUUGACAAUACAGGACAAUUACGAUUUACUGCGUUGCCAUUUAUCUACAUUUGGUGGAAAAAAUAUUAAUGACACCACUUCUAAUAUAUUAAAGAGAGUCAUAAACGAUAGUGUGGCAUGUAGUUACAAUUAUCUGGGCACUAGGUCUAAUAAAAAGCCAUUUUCUCAACUAUCUUUAAAAAAGGUCGUUGUUGAUGCAGUAAAAGCAAAGCAACCACAGGCUGUUGAGUGUGACAUCGAACAAGUAAUAAAGGGGUGGUUGAAGCAUGCACCCCAACGUUGCAAGCUUAAAAAAAGUAAGGAUACUGUUGAAUCUAACACUUAAGCUGUAUUUUUUAACCUCAUCAA